AUGGAAAGCCACGAGAGGGCGGAGGCCUUUGGGCCCUUUUUGCAGCAGAAACAGUUCGUGCUGUGCUUCGAUGGGACGGGCAAUAAGUUUGCGGGUGACGCGUCGGAUACCAAUCUUGUGAAAAUCUAUCGCAUGCUUGAUCGCAGCCAGAGCCACCAGUACCAUUAUUACCAGCCGGGCAUAGGAACAUACGUGACGUCGCAUUCGCUCGGUAGCAAAGGGCGAUUGGAGCGGAUCAAGUCCUCAUAUAAGAAAAGCAUAGAUGCCGCGCUAGGAUCAUCCUUCGAUGAGCAUGUGCUCGGGGGAUACAAGUUUCUGAUGCGAUACUAUGCGCCCGGCGACGACAUCUACUUCUUCGGCUUUAGUCGGGGCUCCUAUACGGCCCGCUUCCUUGCCGAGAUGCUCGACUAUAUCGGUCUGCUUCAGCCUGGGAACGAGGAGCUGGUGCGAUUUGCGUGGAAGACUUUUGCGAAAUGGCAGCAGCGAAAGAGCGGGACAGAGCAGGACGAUGAGGAGAGGCAUAAACUGUUCCGCUUUAUGAAAGCGUUCCGGGAGACGUUUAGUCGGCCUGUUAAUCGUAUCAGAUUCUUGGGGCUUUUUGAUACUGUGAAUAGUGUCCCUAUGUUUGAGAAUGCCUGGAUGGAGAGGAGCAAGUUUCCAUACACGGCACAGACGACGGCCCGGGUGAUUCGGCAUGCAGUCUCUAUUGAUGAGCGUCGUGCGAAGUUCCGGCAGGACUUGAUCUCUGGGGCCAGGCCAGCUACUCAUGGCCAUUCACAUUCGCAUUCGCAUUCGCACCGCUUGAGGCAGCUGUUGGCGCGUGAUGAUCAUGAGAAGGUGACCGUUCCUGAGAUCGUUCUACCGGAAAACGGGGAUGAAGCAGGCAGACAGCCGAAUCGCAGGUCACAAUCUGGCAAUGACCCAGAUGAAUUCCGCUACCGGGCACCUUCACCUUCGCUGAUGCGUCCAGGCAGCUCGGAGUUGGCUCGAACCAAUGCCUUUCUAUCCGAUCACCGUUCAGUGAAGAGCGUCAUUUCCAAAAUGUCUCUGCGAGUUCCGAGCUUGAACAUCCCAGGCAACGAAGCAGAAGGCGAAGGCGAGCAGGAUAUUUCCGAAGUGUGGUUCCCAGGACAGCAUGGCGAUGUUGGUGGAGGUUGGAAGCUCAACCCGGAGGAUCCCUGGCCCUUGAGUCACCUUCCUCUUGUGUGGAUGGUGAAAGAGGCACAGGCUGUGGGGCUCGAAUUUGACCCCGAGAAGCUAAAGCGCUUCAACUGCUACGAGGAGAGCCCCGAGGUCAGCGAGGGAUUCAAAGAAACCGCCAUGACACACAGCCACGCGGCACACAAUCCUGACAAUCCUCACCGAGGCAUCAACAAAUUUGACGAAGCCCUUGCUUGCACAAUGGAUCAGGGCAUCGCCCACGACUGUCUCACAUACGGCGGGGGCCUCUCAUUCUUCUCAACCCUGUCAUGGCGGUUAAUGGAGUACUUGCCUUUCCGACGAAUGGACCUUCAGUCCGACGGAACCUGGAAGCCGAUACGCUGGCCUCUUCCCUGCGGAGAGGUGCGCGAUAUUCCCGACAACGCGCAGAUCCAUAUAUCCGCUAUUCAUAAACUGCGUAUUGAUCCGACAUACCGACCGGGCAAUUUAAUCAUUGGUGGUGGUGGACGGGGAGUUAAACGAGCGCCAGAGAGGUAUGGGAUUGGGGACUGGGAGAUCUGCAAACAUGAGGGUGAUCUGGUGCGGCAGACUUAUAUCCGGAAACAGGCUGAGAAGCCUGAGAGUGCUUGUCGCGAUAAUCAUACCGCAACCCGUCCGUCGUAG
This is a messenger RNA of Penicillium canariense, 1824 nucleotides long. Its product is annotated as T6SS phospholipase effector Tle1-like catalytic domain-containing protein. Bases 1 to 1824 code for a protein of 607 amino acids. The transcript has 2 exons. The record is from RefSeq and is a predicted model, not a curated record. NCBI's taxonomy places the organism in Eukaryota, Fungi, Ascomycota, Eurotiomycetes, Eurotiales, Aspergillaceae.